Messenger RNA from Scomber japonicus (chub mackerel), 2254 nucleotides. Its product is annotated as intestinal mucin-like protein. Gene Ontology annotation, molecular function: protein binding. Gene Ontology annotation, cellular component: extracellular matrix. The record is from RefSeq and is a predicted model, not a curated record. Bases 22 to 2235 code for a protein of 737 amino acids. Lineage: Eukaryota; Metazoa; Chordata; Actinopteri; Scombriformes; Scombridae. The transcript has 17 exons.
UUUCAUUUGUGCAACUGCACCAUGGCCAAAUGCACUGGGAAUAAUACAUUUGAGAUAGUUCCUUAUAAAUGUCCACCUAUUGUGGACAUCUCUUGUGCAAAUGGAAAGAAACCUGUUCUUGUGUAUGACGAGUACCACUGCUGCCAACAUUACGAGUGUGACUGUGUAUGUGAAGGCUGGGGAGAUCCUCAUUAUAUAACAUUUGAUGGAUUGUACUACAGUUAUCAAGGAAAUUGUACUUAUGUCUUAAUGGAAGAGAUUACACCAAGACAUAACCUAAAGAUUUUUAUUGACAAUGUUAUUUGUGAAAACGCUGAAGAUGUCUCCUGCCCCCGGUCUAUAAUUGUAUCCUAUGGUACACAAGUUGUCAGACUCAAGAACCACAACCUCAUUGGAGCAGCAAAGUUGGAGGCAUUGAAAGAUGGAGUACGUCUGAAACUGCCUUACUACCAACAAGGUGUCAAGAUCUUGAAUUCUGGCAUUUCCUUGGUUUUGGAGAUCCCUCGCUUUAACGUGGUCAUUUCAUUUGGAAUAACUGGCUUCGGUGUGACCCUUCCCUUUCAGUACUUUGGCAGAAACACACAGGGCCAUUGUGGAACAUGCAACAACAACCAGGGUGAUGACUGCAUGUUGCCAGGAGGCAAACUGGUACAAAAUUGCGCUGUGAUGGCUGACUACUGGCCUGUAACAGACGCUGAGAGACCCGACUGCAAGAUACCAUCUGUACUUCCUACCAAGAAACCUGAAAUUUCACCAACCCAAACUCCAUGCAAGCCCCAAGAGUCCAUAUGUGAUCUGCUUAAGAGCAGUGUCUUUGCAGAGUGCCAUAAAUUUGUCGAUCCUGACAAAUUCUACAAAGGUUGUGUUUUUGACAGUUGCUAUGUUUCCAACCCAGCAGUGCAGUGUGCAAGUUUGCAGGUCUAUGCUGCUGCUUGUGCACAGGCUGGGGUUUGCCUGCACUGGAGGAACCACACAACACUGUGUGCUAGUGACUGCCCUGCAAGCACAAUUUACCAGCCAUGUGGUCCUGCAGAACAGCCAAGCUGUGAAGACAAUUCCAAUGAAUCUACAAUGAACUUCACUGUUGAGGGCUGCUUUUGUCGUGAUGGAAUGAAACUCUUCAGCAAAGAGUCUUUGAUAUGUGUUGAUAAGUGUGGAUGUCUUGACCCUGAGGGAAUUCCUCGUGAGAUUAAUGAAAGAUUUGAGUACAAAUGCCAAAACUGCAAAUGUGAGGAGUCCACCAAGACUGUGAACUGCACGCCUAAGGUGUGCCCAGCACCACUUAUGAUAAGCUGCACUGGUCCAGGAUUCGUCCUUGUCAACCAAACUAAUCCAUCAGAUCCCUGCUGUACUACUUAUGUCUGCCAAUGUCACAGCAAUACUUGCCCAAUGAACAUGAAGAAAUGUCCAGUUGGAUAUCAGCCGACUGUCAGUGUUCCUGAGGGAAAAUGCUGUCCAGAAUAUUCAUGUGAGCCUAAAAGAGUUUGUGUCCACAAAAACGUUGAAUACCAGCUUGGUGUUUCAGUUCCUGGGAUUGAAUGUCAGAAUUGUACCUGUAACAAUGAGUUGGACCCCAAAUCUGGUCUAUUCAAAGUCAAUUGUGACUUUAUACAAUGUGACACACAUUGUGACAAGGGUUAUGAAUAUGUGGACAAAUAUUCAGACUGCUGUGGGAGAUGUGUACAGACACACUGUAUCUUUAAUGUUAAUGGUACCAAACAGGUCUUGAAGGAAGGAGAAACCUGGUCACCACAUGAGAAUAAGUGUGAGCAUUACACCUGUGUUAAGAGUGGUGAGAUUUUUACAGCCAUUAGUUCACAAAUGGUCUGCCCGCUAUUCAACGAGAGCAACUGCCAACCUGACACAAUUCAAACUGCAGCAAAUGGCUGUUGUAAAAUUUGUGUGGAGAAGGAGAAGGCUUGCAAGUUAGUGUCCAUGACAACUAAAAUAAUACACAAUGGCUGUCAGUCUAACCAGAAGAUAUAUAUGCCAUAUUGUGAAGGAUCCUGCAACACUUUUACCAAGUACUCUGAAUUAACAAGUACUAUGCAGCAUUCUUGCUCAUGCUGUAAGGAGACCCGCUACAGCAAUCGCACUGUUGACUUGCAUUGUCUCGAUGGAGAAGUGGUUCCUUACACAUACAUUCAUGUGGAGGAGUGUGGCUGUAGCCACACAGACUGCAAAAGUGCUGCAGGACAUUCAGGUCGCAAAAGGCGAAGCUUCAGACUAGUGUAAUUGAAAAUCUGUCAUCAAA